AUGUUCCGAGAUAGAACCAAUUUGUACAUCUCAUACCGCAGAACAUACCCGCACCGCACACCUCCUAGCAGAUUCGACCUAGCAGAUGAUGAGGAGAGGGGGCUUAUUGGUGGCAACGAGUAUCGCGACGAGGUGGACGAAUUGGAUGAAUUGAACGGCGGAAUUGAAAUGCGUCAACUCCCUCCUUCAUUGACAGAGGUGUCUAUGGAAGUUGAAGCGAUUUUGAGUGGAAUUGAGGCGAGGGUCUCGGAGUUAGGCUACCUCUAUAAGAAGAACAUCUUACCUGGGUUCAACGACACGUCUGCAGAAGAUCAAAAAAUCGAUGAUUUGACGUUUGGGAUCACACGCGAUUUCCAGCGUGCUUAUUCUGCCAUAAAAAACUUUGAGAUGAUCAAAAUACAAUUUGGAAGCCAAUUGAAGAACGAUGAGCUAAUGAUGUGCGACAACAUGAAACGCAAUCUUGCUUUGAAGACACAGACGUUGUCCAAAAACUUCAGGCGUCUUCAGAACAACUACAUCAAGUUCUUGAAAGAGGACGAUUACGAAAAUUUUGGUUCUUUGCCAACCACACAGGCAUCUGGCUUGGAGGAGACAGACUCUUCUGCCCAAAUAGAGUCUUAUUCGCGAGAGGCUAUGAAGCAAUCUCAGCAACAACUUCAGCAGCAGCAGCAGGAAGGAUCCCAGAAUACAAUAACGGAUGAAUUCAUAGAGCAGCGAGAACGCGAGAUUUUCCGUAUUGCCCAGGGAGUGAUUGAGGUAUCGACGAUCUUCAAAGAACUCGAGAACAUGGUGAUAGACCAGGGUACAAUUCUGGACAGAAUAGAUUACAAUCUGGCGAACACAGUGGUCCAUAUGAAGGAAGCAGAUAAGCAGUUGCAGAAGGGUGAGAAGUACCAGAAGAACACGGCAAAGUGCAAGAUCAUCAUGUUGCUGUGUUUGCUAGUGUUUUUGCUGUUGAUGGUAGUGGUGAGUCGUCCAAGUCGGACGGAUCAUUAUGUGCAUGAUGGCAAUAGUGGAACUUCCUCCGGUAGCAAUUCUCCAGAUACGGAUGUUGCAGAUGGUGAUGCCACAGAUGGUGAUGCCACAGUGGUUUCAGGAAACCCAGAAGACCUUCCGGAAGAUAUCACGAAGUCGCCGAAUGCUGAUACGGUGGAAGGGACAGAUACGUCUAUGGGUUUGUUGUAA
Kuraishia capsulata CBS 1993 is the source of this 1185-nucleotide messenger RNA. RefSeq lists its product as uncharacterized. The transcript has a single exon. The record is from RefSeq and is a predicted model, not a curated record. NCBI's taxonomy places the organism in Eukaryota, Fungi, Ascomycota, Pichiomycetes, Pichiales, Pichiaceae. Gene Ontology annotation, molecular function: SNAP receptor activity; SNARE binding. Gene Ontology annotation, biological process: intracellular protein transport; vesicle fusion; vesicle-mediated transport. Gene Ontology annotation, cellular component: SNARE complex; membrane; endomembrane system. The coding region runs from base 1 to 1185 and encodes 394 amino acids.